This is a messenger RNA of Closterium sp. NIES-67, 1396 nucleotides long. Lineage: Eukaryota; Viridiplantae; Streptophyta; Zygnematophyceae; Desmidiales; Closteriaceae. The record is from the annotation of a GenBank genome assembly.
AAAUCACCCGUUAUUUUGCCGAAAUCCGGGUAGUUUCUCGUGAAAGCUCCUUGCCUCCUUCCUCCUCGUCUAAUCACCGACAUCUACGCAUCCCCUCUCGCCCAAACUGUCAAUUUUUCACCAGCACAUAGGCGCUCCACACGAAGGGUAUAAGUAGUUCAGCCAUUCUCGUCAUUGUAUCCACCAGAGAGCAGCGCGUGCUCCCCACUCACCUAUAAUCGCCCACCCCUUCCGAUCCCGCCACCAACUCUACGCUCGCCACCACGAGCCUUGAAUCCCCCAUUCCAGCCGUUAGAGGCUCAUCAAUUCCUCCCUCACUACGAGUCGAUUGUCGGACCUUUUCUGUCCCCAUCACCAUGGCGCGCGCUGUUCUCGGUCUGCUGCUGCUGCUCCUCAUCGCCCCAUCCGCCGUGCUUGCUCGCAAGCGCGCGUCGCAGUCGUCCGGCUGCGUCAAGUCGACGCUCCCGGGGUACACGUCAGCAGUCGACCUCAACGGCAAAGGACUCAUGUUUCACUGGAAGGUCUCAGGAUCGACUCUCAGCGCCGCCGUUCAGACAACAUCCAACAAGGGCUCAGUCUCCGUCGGCUUCUCUAAGGGCGGCAAGAUGUUCCCCGCAGACGUUGUCACUGGCUAUAGCGGAGGCGCUGUUAAGGCGUAUAAGCUCACUGGCUAUUCAGGCGGCACCGCGAGCAAAGUAAAAGCCAGUGGCAUUAGCUCAACUACCUUCAAGUUUACUCGCUCGGGCAACGACGGAACUGUGCCCAUCAACUACGCGGGCUCCAACACUCUCAUCUGGGCGUAUGGAACUAGCAACAAGAAGCUGACUGACCAUGGCAAGAACCGUGGUUCCAAGUCUGUUGACUUGACUUGUGUCGGCUAACCAGACGGUGCCACCAGAAAGUGCCAUGCUUUGGUGUCUUAGUUAAUAGACCUCGUUAGGGUAAGUGCCAUGCUUUGAGGAUAAUUAUGUUGUGGGCGAAUUGAAGUAGCUAAACCCUCAUCAAAUUCAGCACGUGUGUUAUAACGAGCCAAAGGUCUUGGGUUCAAUUCCCAGUGCCAGCGCUGCAGAGGCGCUCGUGUCUUCCACCUGUCCCAGCGGGGGGGGGGGUGUUGAGUGACCCGCUGGGGUUGCCCUUGAGAUCCUCGGAGAAGGGCCACAGGUGCAGAGCCUGGGGGGCUAUGGGCGCACUUACCCGCUAUUCAACAAGCCCUUUUAACCCAGUGGUUAGUGGCUGGGUUUCUGACAUGGUAUCAGAGCCAAAGGUCUUGGGUUCAAUUCCCAGUGCCAGCGCUGCAGAGGCGCUCGUGUCUUCCACCUGUCCCAGCGGGGGGGGGGGGUGUUGAGUGACCCGCUGGGGUUGCCCUUGAGAUCCUCGGAGAAGGGCCACAGGUGCA